AUGGUCCAUACCCGUGGACAAGGCGCCCGUCCCGAGGGCUUUUCGGAAUACCAACCUCCCAAACGUGAGCGAAAACCGCGUUCAGCUGGCUGCACUGCGUCCCUGGCGCCUCUCAUUUUCUUCUAUUCUCCCUGUGCCCCUUCUGAUUGUCCUACCCGCCCAUCUCUCGCCGUGGACCCGUCUACCCUGACGGAGGUGAAAGAAAUCGGGACAUCUGCCCGAGCAAGACCCCAGUAUAGAGAUGCGUGGACCCAAACGGACGCUGAGCUGACGUGCCAAUGCCAUCUAGAGCCCCCGAGCACAAAACGGCGACGAGAAACAGAUGACGGCGCCGACCAGAAUGUGUCGAAGCGGCGUAAGGCUGUCACACCCGAACAGCCAAAGUUCUUGUUCUCGAAGACUCGAAACCGAAGCCUCUUGACCUCUGCGCCCCCCAAACUCACCUCUCGCCACGAGUCUCCUUUCUUCCAGCGCGCUUUCGAGCCCACGAGCCCCGAACCCAGUCCGACCAGUCAGGAAGAACGUCCUAGGUCACAAGAGCGACAGAGACCUCAGCGACCGAGAACACCUACUCCAACUGCUCCGACCCCAACCCCAGCUGGCAUUCUGGGAAGUGUGAGGAAAUUUCUAGGCUACCUCACAGGCGGUGGUACCCAAGGUCCGGCAGAAGAUGAGAUUCACCAAAAACAACAACAAAGCAGCCUUAGCGGCUCAGAUCAAAGCCAAGACCAAGCACAAGACGCAGAUACAACUGCCGGAGAACAACAGGACUUCUCAGAUCAAGGCAGUCCUACUCCAUCACAACGAAUAACUCUUCGCGAGUCUGGAUCUCCCUCUCAUGACUCUCCCUCCGUGGACAGCAGAAUUCUCACUCGAGAAUAUUUUAAGAAACGCAGAACAGCGAACACCAUUGCAGGUCGGGAACAAAUGGCCGCUCUCGCUGAUACCACUGAAAGUAAAGCAGCCGAGUUCAACCCCACCGAAACCCCAGGCACCAACAAGCGCAAACUCAACUCUGUCGAAGGCCAGAUCCCAGGCCCUAGAAGAGGCGGAUUUGGAAUUGAUGACAGUUAUCUUGAUAUUGACAAUGAGGUCGAGGGGAUCGGCGAAUCAUCAGCAGAGACGCAACCUGCAACGCCCGCAAGCAAACUUCUACCCCAAACUCCUCUGCGCUCUGCAAUGAGACAGAACACCACAAACCUCGGUUCAGUCGGACGAUCGGUAAAAUCAGUGCGUAUCAACCCAGUUGACUCGGUCAAAGCUGUCUAUGGCCAGUAUGGCCGGUCCGGUGAGUAUCGUGGCAGCACAUUUGCGGACCUUUCAAGUCAGUCUCCGGACUCGACAUCUUCUCUUCCGUUUGACGUGGACAACAUACACUCUCCGACGACUAUGCAAAAUACCAGAGGGAACGUGGCUUCCAGAUUCCACCUUGAUCCCAAUGUUACCGAUCCAAACGAUGACACCUGGCGUCCAUCCCUUGCAAAUCCUCGACCUGGCCACUUUCGUGUUCCUGAUGAAGAUGAAUUUGAAGAUGAAGAUGAUGAUGACACACUCACGACACAUCAAGCGACGGCACAGGAAGAAGUACCACCUCAGCCCAGCACCCCUCGCAUGUCACAUGCAGAACUCCCCCAAAAUACUCCGCUCGAAUAUUCGGGCUUCACUGGACAUACAGACAGCAUCAUGGUGAACGAGACCCAAGAGAUCAGGCUUAACAAGGCGAGAUCCGACGCACAGAAAUACAAACCCGCGAAAUCUUCUCGGCUGUCUCUGAGCGAGCAAGCACGAUCACUUUCAUCGUCGCCACCCAGCUCCGAAUCAGAAUUCAUCGAAUCACAACUCGAAACAGGCGCGCUAGCCGCAGAAAGAGCCGCCAGCAGACAAUCGCGUGGAACACCCGUCAAGACUGGCAGACAACUCGCUGAGGAGAAACCCCUGAGUCGCGAAGAGCUGGACAACACCCAAAUUGGGGAAGACGGCAUGACAGACUACCAGCGCGAGCACCAAUAUGACUCGUGGGCGGAAGACCUCCUAAAUGGCGCUGGCGCCCCGGCACCACACACAUACGUUGAAGCAGGAAUCGCCUCAUCGUAUGUGGACUCUCUUGUACAAAAGACAUGGACGGAAAGAGAUACCAGAGAAUCCAUUAACUUCUGGGAGAAGGAGUUUGAGGAAGGUAUGAAAGCAGCACGGGACGCAAGCAGUCAAGGGAGAGUGCUGCUUUGGGUGACAGACCCUGACGAAAUUGUGGAAAUGGAACAAAACGGGUACUGA
This is a messenger RNA of Fonsecaea nubica, 2274 nucleotides long. RefSeq lists its product as hypothetical. The transcript has a single exon. Bases 1 to 2274 code for a protein of 757 amino acids. The record is from RefSeq and is a predicted model, not a curated record. NCBI's taxonomy places the organism in Eukaryota, Fungi, Ascomycota, Eurotiomycetes, Chaetothyriales, Herpotrichiellaceae.